UACAAGGAAACUAAUUCAGUUGAACUUUAAUCCAAUAUUUGGCGAGUCGUUUUUUAACGAUUUUCAAAAGUGUGCUUAUAUUAUUUUGAAUUUUCAAUCCUUAAUUCAGUAUGCGUUAUCAAGAUAUUGUGAUCGGCAUUGUCGUCGCAUGCCUAAUGUACUUCAUUUGCGUAGAUGCUAAAACAGUGUUUCGACGCGCAGACAAAAUUUCCUCUCCCUUCCAACGUCUGAAUUUGCCACCUGAAGAAAUCGAUCCGAAUGUAGCGCCACUCGAACCACAACACAUUGAGUCACUCAAUUCGGAUGAUAUUUCAGGGCCAGGCACCGAUGAAUCCACCCAAUUCGCCGAUGAAGUAGCCGAUCAGGCCGACGAAGCAGCAGCAGCUGCUGCUGAAGCAGCGAAUGAAGUUGCUAACGAAGCGACAAAUGAGAUAGUCGAUGUGGUAACCAUUGCACCCGCAGUUGCUACACCGGCCGUAGCAGCAGUGGCCGCACCAGCCGCAGCAUCGAGCAGUUCCGCUUCCACCGCAGCAGUAACCGAAGCAACCACUGUACAGAACACGGAUGAUCCCAGUCCAAUCAGCAAAUACUGUAAAUGUACCGACGAUCAUUGUGAUUGUUGCCGGCAAUUCAAUUUACCAUUGAUACCAGUACGUGGGCCAGGUUGUGCUAAAAUCACAUAUUUAGGCAAUGAACGUAUGUCGGUGGCAAUCAAAUAUGGUGAUAUUACAUUGGCGACUCGUACAAUUUCAGGUAAGCGCGCUAAGCCCAUCUGCGUAGGCUUACCUGGUGGCUACUCUAAAUUCUGUGGACGUGUUUAUGGUCUAUCCAGAGCUAAGAAUGACUUCAAGGCUUGCUUGGGUUUCGAACUGCGCGCUGAAGACGAAGUAGAGGCAGCUUUGCGUGUUUCCUGCUUUAAAUUUGGUCCCGAAGGCUUGAGAGUUGCUGAAGCUGAACCCUUGCCCACUGAGGUGAACAAGGAAGAAGAUGAUGAUGACAUUUUUGGCUUUGGAGCUGGUGGCGAUGAUGAUGACGAUGACGAUUACGAUGAUGAAGCUGAUGAGGCUGAUGAGGAAGACGACGAAACCGAUGAAGAUGAUGAUGCCGAGGAGAAUGAUGAUGAUGACACAGAGGCGCCUGCCGAUGCAGAUUAUGGCGGUUUCAGCUUAGCCGGUUUACUUGAUGAGUUGGACGAUGAUGAUGAAGAGAAGCCCGCCGCGGCUGCAACACCAGCUGUAGCCGUUGCACCCGCCACCCGCAUCGCCGAGCGUAAAGACGAUGCGCAAGGUAAAGAAGACAACGAUGCCGAAGCGGCGGAAGGCCAUGUCGAAUCUAUGGCUGAGGAGGCCGAUGUGACGCCCGCACCCGCGGCCGCAGAUGGUACCACUGUGAAAUCGAAGAAAAAGUCGAAAAAGGAGCGCAAACAAAAGAAGAAGAAGGCCGCAUCGACGGGUGAAAACGAUUUUGCCAUUGAAAUUUUGAAUGGAAUACUGGAUUUUUUCAACUGAGCCUGCAAACCGGACUUGCAGGCAUGUAUGGAAAUAGUGUAAAUACGAUUUAUUGAAGCGAACUCAUCAUCACUGUCGCUAUAAUUUAAAACAAAGUUAGGUUAGGUGAAAAAUAAUUAUUUAUUUAAUUUAUUGUAUGUUAAAGACAUAACUAUGUAUUUAGUAAGUAAUACGAUGUAUGUAAGUGAAAAUUUUGA
Molecule: messenger RNA, 1705 nt
Organism: Bactrocera tryoni
Lineage: Eukaryota; Metazoa; Arthropoda; Insecta; Diptera; Tephritidae
Exons: 5
Coding region: 111-1508 (465 amino acids)
Source: RefSeq, a predicted model, not a curated record